Molecule: messenger RNA, 2985 nt
Organism: Fusarium vanettenii 77-13-4
Lineage: Eukaryota; Fungi; Ascomycota; Sordariomycetes; Hypocreales; Nectriaceae
Exons: 6
Coding region: 1-2985 (994 amino acids)
Molecular function (GO): protein binding
Source: RefSeq, a predicted model, not a curated record
AUGGAUUCCUUCUCCUUUGCUUGGGGGUUGUCUUCAGACCAAGAAGCAACCUGGAAUGCUGAGCUCUUUGUUGGCGUUGUGGCAUUGUGUGGUGCUCUCCUGGCUUUCCUGUGGACACUCUAUGACUCCCUGCCCUCAUCCACUCGGGGAUGGAUUUGGAGAUACCUAUGGCUUUCACGAAGACCUACCGUACCAACAGAAUUUAUUGUUCCGUACUAUCGCAACUCGAGAUUCGUUGGAAGAGUAGAAAUACUCGAUCAAGUCAAGCGAAAGCUCAUUAUCCCCUCAAAACGGGGCAUAUUCAAGACACGGGGGAUAGCACAACCACGAGUCUGCUUGUACGGACCUAAUGGUGUUGGGAAAACCCAAAUCGCUCUGCAUCAUGCCUACUCCCUCAAAGAAAGACAGCCGGAUACAUCAAUAUUCUGGGUUCAGGCCAACAACAUAGAACAGCUUUACGAGUCAUACGCCUCCAUCGCCCAGAAAUGCAACAUUCCUGGAUCCUCAGAUAUAGGAUUCAACCCUCUAGAUCUUGUCCCAUGGUGGCUAGAGAAAAAGGCCAAAUCACCAUGGCUCAUCGUUGUCGACGGCGCCGAUGACAUAGAGUCGUUCUUCCAGACAGACCAGGGGAAGAGAAUGGCAGGCCUUGCCAAUGCGGACGAUACGAAACAACAUGACAUAGCGACGUACAUGCCCAAGUGCAGCCACGGGGCUAUCCUCUUUACCACGACGAAUCCUGAGUCCAGCCUUUUCACAAGGACGUCGAUGAUAGAGGUUGGCGAAUUAAACAAACAUGAGGCGAGCCAAUUGAUACGAAACGCUCUGCGUUAUUCAGAUCCUCAAGAGGAUGUGUAUCUCCUCUCGCUUCGGCUCGGCUACAUGCCACUUGCCAUCACCUUGGCGAUCUCAUAUAUUAGAACGAACACAAUCUCCAUCGAGGACUACAUCGACCUCCUAAGGCGAGUCCGGCCUAGCGUGAUCGACCUACGCGAUUCACUCGAUGCAACAGAUCCCAAGGAGCCAAAGCUACCACCAGAAGUCACUGCCACGUGCCUCAUCUUGUUACAGAAGCUAGAGCGCGAAGACGACUUUACAAAUGAACUUCUCCAGCAUGUCAGUUUAUUUUAUCACCAGGGAAUUCUACGGGUCUUUCUCAGUCGAUAUCCAACAGCAGAGUCACCCGACCCAAUGUCAACUGACGCUUCACUGAGCAAACUCAAGAAGAGCUCUGCCUUGUUGGGGAGAGACGACGACAUUCUUGAGAUGCACAGACUGGUUCGGCUCGUCAUCCAGAAGCUGCUGCUGCAUAAGGGGGAGAUGGUCAGAGCCGCCGAUAAAGCCAUGUCAGCGUUCUGGUGGUCUUACCCGUACGGCCAGCCCAUCGCGCAUUCGGCCCUUGCCACCUAUCUCUUGAAUGCAUUUUCCAUAUUCCAAUGCUACGAAGAGUUUUCUUGGGUAACUAAGGCACAGAAACUAGCUUUGAAGCAAACUCUCGAGGUGUAUUUUGAAUCCAGAGGAAGAUGGGACGACAUGGCGAUGCGGUAUGCUCAAAAAGUCGUCCAAAGCGUGGAGAAACUAGGCGAAGAGCACUCAGAAACACUGGACAUUAUGAGCAAGCUGUCCUUCGUUUACAUGCAUCAACGCCGAUGGAAAGAGGCUGAGAUGUUACAAUCCUAUCUGCUGGAAGUUAAAUGUGUGGUUCUGGGCGAUGGUGAGCUUUCCACAGCGAUGAGCAGAGAGAGUCACAGAUUCACAUCCUCAAAAAGAUGGCAGGUGAAGGAGUACACAGCUCUUCUGCUAAGAGAUAUUCCAGUGAAAGGUAAGGAAAAGGCGCAUUCUCCCAUGCUGGCAGCUCGACUGCCUGGGACUGGAUUUCCGUGGGCAGCGUUGAAGCAGGACAUUCUAGCCAACGGGGAGAACAAGCGACCCUCUAAUCUGCCACAACUAGUCGACAACAUCUCAAACAGGAUACCAGUUCUUGGAUCCCCCUCGGUCCCCGAAGGACAAGCUCGGGUUUGCUGGACCUGUUCUUGUGGGCAACAGCUCUUUGAUGACUUCUCAAGCUCAACUCCCGAGUCCCUACAAGCCUUGCAGCAAAAUCUACAGAAUCACGACCUGUCAUCUGGCGAGGCUCAACACAGUGGUAGCUCUUCCAGCCAAGGUCCAACAGGCCGUCCCAACCUCACAUGGCCAUGGCCAACAUUUAUGCCUGGGAAUAACUUCAACAAGUUCUUACGACGGAAGAAAGAAGAAGCAACUACUCUUCCCAUGCAUACCAGUUCACAAACCCGGCAGCCCGCGGUCGACACAACCCCGUGUCUCUUAAUGUGCAUCGAUCAAGGCCGUCAUUUUACAGGACUUUACCAACCUGUGCUACAAAACGUCGAGGAUGACACACAGCUCUUCCAGUUUCUACGAGAGAAAGUUUCCCGGCAUCGAGGUAUCGGGUCAUGGUUUACAUUCAGGAGUGUCAGCGCGAUUUCUCUAACCAGAUUUGAAGCAGACAACAGCCAAUUUGCUGAAGUCCACCGCCACAAGGAAAUCUGUGGAAAAGACUGCGUGUGCAUUCCCCCACCUGAAAGAGUCCGAAAUGACGAAUACGAUUGUUCGCCAUCACCAACAGUCAAACCAACCCAAGUUCCCGUCAUCGGCACAAACCGUCUAACCCACUACUUUCUAAAGCCUCAUGCGUUCCACGGACCUCAAAGAACGAUACUCGACCAGUUACCGAAAAGGGCACGGGGACCAUUGAGCACUUCACAAGACAGGAUGCAACUUGGGUGGGGUAUUCACAUCCAGGAGGGCUGGCAUUGGAGGUCCAUCUACUUUGUCGUGCUGUUGGUCUUUGUCAUCGGAGGACUUGUUUUCGGAAUCGCCUGGUCCGUUGCCAAGAAAGAUAUCCAGAGUGCGUUUUCUAUCGCAGCUACCUGGGUGGCGAUGGCUCCUUUGUUAUUUGGGUGGAUUGCGGUCAGAGAUUUGCAAUAG